Prorocentrum cordatum is the source of this 1774-nucleotide messenger RNA. Lineage: Eukaryota; Dinophyceae; Prorocentrales; Prorocentraceae. The record is from the annotation of a GenBank genome assembly.
GGGGGAAGCAUCUCACACGCCGAUGACCCCAAGGGGUCGGCGGAUUCAAAUCAGGGGGAGCAGACAAGCAGCGAGAGGCACACCGCAGACCCACCAUAGCCGUCUGCUGUCCAGGUGGACGCGGAGCGGAAGGCGAACGAACAGGAGGAAGCGCCCGCCUUCCAACUUCGGAAAAGCGGCCGGAAAAAGUCACCGAAGGUUUCGGGGUGACUUUUUCUUGGGCGGGGGCCCAACGUGGAGGCGCGGCAGGGAGACCUGCUGGUCGUGAACGAAGUCCACGGGUUCGCCCUAGUCAGAACCCAUCAGCUACAGCGCUGGGAUCAGCGCGUGCGGGAAUGGCGAGCAGUGGCAGCGGGCUGUGGCGCUACUGCGUGAAAUGCGGGAGGCGAAGCUGGAGCCCAGCGUCAUCUUCAGCUACAGCGCUGGGCUGAGCGCGUGCGAGAAGGGCGAGCAGUGGCACCAGGCUCUGGCGCUAUUCGGCGAGAUGCAGGAGGCGACCUUGGAGCCCGACGUCAUCAGUUACAGCGCUGUGCUCAGCGCGUUCGAGAAGGGCGCGCAAUGGCAGCGGGCUCUGGCGCUGCUCGGCAUGAUGUGGGAGGUGAGACUGAAGCACGACGUCAUCAGCUACAGUGCUUGCAUCAGCGCAUGCGAGAAGGGCGCGCAGUGGCAGCGGGCUCUGGCGCUGCUCGGAAUGAUGUGGGAGGCGAGGUUGAUUCCCAAUGUCAUCAGCUAUAAUGCUGGCAUCAGCGCUUGCGAGAAGGGUGAGCAGUGGAAGCGGGCGUUGGCACUGUUCGGCAUGAUGUGGGAGGUAAAACUGGAGCCGGGCGUCAUCAGCUACAACGCUGGGAUCAGCGCGUGCGAAAAGGGCGAGCAGUGGCAGUGUGCUUUGGCGCUGCUCAGCGACAUGCAGGAGAGACAGUUAAAGCCAGACGCCAUCAGCUACAGCUCUGGCAUCAGCGCGUGCGAAAAGGGCGAGCAGUGGCAGCGGGCAUUGGCGCUGCUCGGACAGAUUUGGGAGGCGAAGCUGGCGCCCAACGCCAUCAGCUACAGCGCCGGAAUCAGCGCGUGCGAGAAGGGCGGUCAGUGGCAGCGGGCUCUGGCGCUGCUCAGCGAGAUGCGGGAUGUGACUCUGGAGCCCGAUGUCGUCAGCUACAACGCUGUUGCCAGCGCGUGCGCGAAGGGCGAGCAGUGGCAGGUGGCUCUGGCGCUGCUCAUCCAGAUGCGGAAGGCGAAGUUGGAGCCCGACAUCAUCAGCUACAGCGCUUGCAUCAGCGGGUGCGAGAAGAGCGGGCAGUGGCAGCGGGCUCUGGCGUUGCUGACCGAGAUGCGGGAGGCGAAGGUAAAUCCCAGUGUUAUCAGUCACAGCGCUGGGAUGAGCGCGUGCGAAAAAGGCAAGCAGUGGCAGCAGGCGUUGGUGCUGUUCGGGCAGAUGCGGAAGGCGAAGUUGGAGCCCGAUUCAGCUACAACGCCGGGAUCAGCGCGUGCGAGAAGGGCGAACAGUGGCAGCAGGCUGCGUCGCUGCUGAGCGAGAUGAGGGAGGCGGAGUUGGAGCCCGACGCCAUCCCUUCUACAACGCAGGCCCCCAACGUGUUCAAAUCAGGUUCAAAGUUAGACCCAAGAGGGCCCUGUGGGCGACCCAAGCGGAGACCAGAUGUUCGGCCACACGCGCGCGCGCAGAGGCCAUUGAGACGUUCGCGUCCUGGCAUCCUUCUGUGCCUCCCUUUCUCGCUCCUUGCUUCUCGCUCCACGCUCCUCGCCGCCCUCUCCUCGCUCA